AGCAGCGAAAGGUGGAGAGAUUUCCCCCCCCUCUCACACUCUGUCUGUCACACACACACGCGACCUGUGACUGAAACGGGACACAUCGAAACGUAACAGGAACAUGGACCUGAGCCUGCGAGAUGCUCUGGGUGGGGGUGGAGGUGGGGUCUCAGGUGGGGCCCCUGCUGAGGCCCUGCUGAAGAGAGACUUCGUGGCCUCGCUGGAGAAAGAGAGCUAUGAUGACAAGGUGGGAGAGACAGUCUCCAAGAGCGACUACCGGCCCUUACUGGAUGGAAAGGACACCAAGAGUGGUCCAGGGAUGAUGUCCUCCAUGAUGUCGUCAGGGGGACGCCAAGACCCACCAGGACAUUCUGCUUUCAGCUCCGACUACCUGUCCGGUCCUAUGAUGGGUGGGAGGACAGAUCAGUGGAACAAGACAAAGGACAAAAGCACGCCUGACUCAUUUCUAGGCUUUUCUCAGACUGGGAUGGGAGGCACCAUGGGGUCCAGCCUGCCACCGUUCCAGACCAGUAUGAGCACCACCGUCGGCCAGACUGGGAUGGGUUCAGCUAUGGACACCCAGAAGAGUUCGGGCCUAUUUGGUGUGGAAAACAAAACCACCAGUAACACCAGUGGAAGCAAUCUGUUUUCUUCUGGUGGUCCAGGAAUUCACUCUAUGGAUCACUCUGCAGUGAAAUCUGACAACAAGGAAAUGCAGGAGAAGACGGACAAGUUUGACACCUUUGAUAAGAAAGAGAAAGACGAUCAGCUGAAGAAGGACGCUGGUCCAGACAAGAACCAGAAGUCUGAGAAGAUCCUCAAAGAAGAGGAGAAGAUGGAAAAGAUGAACGCGGAGAAAAACAACAAGGCCAACGAGAAGGCAGAGAAGGUGGACAAGCCUGAGAAGACCAACAAAGACGAGAAGAAGGAAGAGGAGAAGAAGCUGGGUGAGAAGGGAGGGAAAGGGACAGCCAAGUCUCCAACAGGCAACAGCAGCAAGACCCUGCCCAGCCCUGACAGCAAGAGCAAGACUCCAGAAAAUGAGAAACGCCCACCUGUGCCAAAGGCCACGCCCACACCCCGUGCGACAGCCAGUAAGAAUGGCUCCUCUGCGACUGCUGCAGGUAACCCUGCUGCGAGCAAGAAUGACAAGACUGAGAACAAGACAGGCGAGGCCAAGAAACCCAAGGCUACAGCCCGUCCUCGCCAAGCCUCCACCACUACUCCUGCUGCCUCCACUAACGGUGAAACCUCUCACCGCCGCCGUGUCAUCACUAAACCCCCCGUGCCCAAGCAGACCCCAAUGGAGAAGAAGCCGGCGGUGCCGCGUGCUCCCCGAACCCCCCGGCCCAUCAACGCUCCAACACCUGACCUGAAGAACGUCCGCUCCAAGAUCGGAUCCAUUGACAACAUCAAGUACCAGCCUGGUGGAGGAAAGGUCUCCUCCACCCCGAACAACAAGACGUCGGACUCCUCCACCCCUGCCGCCAAGGCCAGAGUUCAGAUAGUGCACAAAAAGCUGGACUUCAGCCAUAUCACGUCUCGCUGUGGCUCCAAGGACAAUAUCAAACAUGUCCCUGGAGGUGGCAAAGUUCAGAUCCUGCAUAAGAAGGUUGAUCUGAGCAAGGUGACGUCCAAAUGUGGCUCAAAGGACAACAUCAAAUAUAAGCCAGGUGGAGGGGAUGUGAAGAUUGAGACCCAUAAGCAAAACAUUAAGGCUAAGUCUAAGAUUGGAUCCAUGGACAACGUGGGGCCAGGCAACGACCAGACCAACGGACACAAGCUACAGGAGGAGAAAACAGAGAAAACAUCUUCACCCCCAAGUGGCGCUCCGACAACUGGAUCAGCAGGUGUUGCUAAGGCAACAGCACCAGGAGGUGUUGCCAAGGAGAAUGGGGUGAAGGAGCCCAAACCUACUCCUUUCGGCGGAGACGGACUGAGGGAGCAUAGCAUAGACAAACGCAUCACUGAGACAAAUUGAGUCCCAGUGACCUGUAGAUUUUGGUGGGACACGCAUGGCGCUCGCCGACCUGCCAAUCAAACGAACAACCAACCUACCACGGCGCAGUCACUUCCCUUUGGCCCCGCCCUUCAUCUCGCCCACCGCAGCACCGAACCGACCGAUCGCCUCUCAGUGUUUCUCUGGGGUCUGCCUGCCAGCUUCCUGCUACCAACCCUGACCUUUAACCUCUCAACGGUUAAAUCUUUGGCCCUGCCUACCACAGAGAAGAGCACCUGCUGUUUGUCUGUGUUUCUGUGUGCGGCGUUCCACCAGCUUCUCGACUGAUAAAAUUCCCUUGUAAACACUAAUUAGAGGACUUUAACCUCAAAUCCCAAAUUUAACUAUACCAACGCAAUAAACCCUCUAUUGUAGUCAAUGCUGUAUGGAAGUAUACUGAGCAUAGCCAGUUUUAAAAUAUUUUACACAUAUAAGCCUAAUUACUGUUUUAACACGUGUUCUUAUAGUGCAAACACCCUGCCUCAGAAUUUAGUCUAAUCUGUGGUCCCUCCUACAGGCCUUCACAAUUCAAAACCACUUUGAUCUUUGAAUCUUGCUAGCAAAUCUAUAAUAUCUAUUUUCCCCACCUUCAUUCCAGUCCUUGUCCACCUAGCCCCAGACCACACAAACCAGCUGAGGGCCUGCUACCAGUCAGCAGCAGGGCAAAGUCUGCUUUAAAUCAACAUGUUCCAACCUCUAAGCCAGCCGGCGAUUAUUUCCGUAUCUACAACAGUGCACGUUGUCACGUUAUAGGUACUUCUACAGCUCACUCAUCAAACAUUAUCAUUACAUCUCUCAGUAUCAUUGCACCAGUUUGUCCCACCCAAAUGUAUUACAAUAAUGCUUCUUUAUCUCUGGACUAUUGAUAUCAGGAUGCUCACCAUUAGCAGUGAUCGGUGCAGAGGACAGGGGCUUAUGAACAGGAGAGAGGACGCAUUUGGAGACGUUUGGAAAUAGAUCUAAAGAUAAUGUUCAGAGUCGGUGCAGAAAGUCAGUGCUGACGCGUUUAGGAUGUCAGACAAUUCCUGUGUAAUGUUUCAAGUAAAGAUGCAUUCAUCAACAGCACAGUAAAGAAAUGCUAAAGGCUACAACAAAGCAGAUGACUUUUACCACAAAUAGAAACAUCAUUUAAUGAUGGGAUUAGUGCGUGAUAGUAAGGUAGGCGUAAAGUGAUGGGGGAGCUCUGGGGCUUCUCUGGUUAGCCUUGCCAUAAAGGAUUUGGCACUGAAGGUAUUUGAUCGUGAUCCAAAUAAGUUAAGAUCACAGUAUUUAACCUUGAAGAGCUAAAGGAGUGAUCUUCAAGAGAAGUAUUUUUUAACCCUUUAUGAUAAGUUAAGUUAAACUUUUAGCUGCUGCACCUUUUAGGCGUUAAUGCACAGUAUACUGUAUGUAGCACUUCUCUGAUUGUGGACAGUGUGAACAACCAUGUCACAGGCUGCUGGGUAAAGACCUGGUUACGCCAGCACAGAUUUUAUGGCA
Messenger RNA from Etheostoma spectabile (orangethroat darter), 3460 nucleotides. RefSeq names its product microtubule-associated protein 4. Gene Ontology annotation, cellular component: neuron projection. Gene Ontology annotation, molecular function: microtubule binding. The record is from RefSeq and is a predicted model, not a curated record. Gene Ontology annotation, biological process: neuron projection development; microtubule cytoskeleton organization. Lineage: Eukaryota; Metazoa; Chordata; Actinopteri; Perciformes; Percidae. The transcript has 15 exons. Bases 104 to 1963 code for a protein of 619 amino acids.